AUGUUAAUACGCUGGAAUAGUACUUUCUUAUUACUUGAUCGAUUAAUAAAUCACAAAGAUGUUGUUAACAGUAUGUUUAAUUUUCCAAACAAUAUUCCAGGUUUAACAGAAAAACAAAGAAAACGACUUAAAGAAUUAGCUCUUAAUCAACAUGAAUGGGAAUUAUUAGAUAUUUUAAAAGAUAUUUUAAAUCCGUUUUUGCAUGCAACAGAAGCACUUUCUGGUCAAACAUAUCCUACCAUGGCAGUAUCUUUCUACAUUCAUCGUCUUCUAUCAUAUUAUCUUGAAUCAACUGCUGAUGAUGAACCAAUUACAAUUGCAUUAAAGCAAAUUCUUUGA
Rotaria sp. Silwood2 is the source of this 339-nucleotide messenger RNA. The record is from the annotation of a GenBank genome assembly. NCBI's taxonomy places the organism in Eukaryota, Metazoa, Rotifera, Eurotatoria, Philodinida, Philodinidae.